ACUGGCAGAAACAGAAACAAUCGAAGCGUCUUUCGAGCACCACAAUGAAAUUCCUUUACUGCGCCGUCCUCAUCUUGGCCGUCUUCGCCGCCAGCCACGCCUACAGCGCCAGCUGGGGCAAGAGGAACAACACCGACUAUCUGCUCUCCCGCCAGAUUGUCGUCCGCAAUCCCAUCAAGAACAACUACAUAAGCGUCAAUGUGGACUAUCCCGGCAAUGGCGUUGGCUACUACAACAUCAGCUUGGUCAGUGUGAUCGACAACUUCCGCAACACCUCGGGUGCCACUCCCAGUCUGUGGUCCGGCGGUCCUGGCUUCAAGUUCGCUCAGGUCAAUCUGCGUAGCGUAGUCAGCCAAGGCAUCAACUCCACCGUCGAGAUCUAUGGUCGCUAAA
Drosophila sulfurigaster albostrigata is the source of this 393-nucleotide messenger RNA. RefSeq names its product probable salivary secreted peptide. The record is from RefSeq and is a predicted model, not a curated record. The transcript has 2 exons. NCBI's taxonomy places the organism in Eukaryota, Metazoa, Arthropoda, Insecta, Diptera, Drosophilidae. The coding region runs from base 45 to 392 and encodes 115 amino acids.